Messenger RNA from Pelobates fuscus (common spadefoot toad), 3614 nucleotides. RefSeq names its product RUNX1 partner transcriptional co-repressor 1 (gene RUNX1T1). Gene Ontology annotation, biological process: DNA-templated transcription; negative regulation of DNA-templated transcription. The transcript has 11 exons. NCBI's taxonomy places the organism in Eukaryota, Metazoa, Chordata, Amphibia, Anura, Pelobatidae. Gene Ontology annotation, molecular function: transcription corepressor activity. The record is from RefSeq and is a predicted model, not a curated record. Gene Ontology annotation, cellular component: nucleus. Bases 623 to 2374 code for a protein of 583 amino acids.
AGGGAGACAAAGUGACAGCAGAGAGACUGCAGGAGAGAAAGAGAAAUAAACAGAGUGAAGGAGGGGAGGAGUAGGAGAAGAAGAAGGAGGAGGAGGAGGAGAGGAAGAAGAGAUCUCAGCCUUAUGGUGGAAAUCAGCACACAUCAGUCUCCUGCCUCCUCCAAGACACAGCCACACACCGCCUGUAAUAAAUGUCUGUCCUUCCUGCAGACCACCAGUGACAGCAAGCUCUGACUGCUCACCCAGUCUGCAACACCAGGAUCUUGUCACUGUUGCAAUUAAAGCUCAGAUUGAAGACUGAGCGUUUGCGUUCUAUUAUUAUUAUUAUCCCCCUUUCCCCUCCCCUCUAGCCCCCCCAUCUUUCUCCAGUGUGAGGAACUGGGGGAGUUUGCUUGAAGCUGUGGGCAGCUGGAGUUACUCAAUUAGUUUUGACUUCUCCUGGACGUGAAUCAUCUGGACUUACUGCAUUCCUCCUCUUUGCAACACUUUGGUUUCUUGAUUUUUUUUUCUUUCCACCCCUCCUUAUUUAUUUUAUUAUUUUAUUUUUUUCCCCCCCUUUGCAUCUCCACUUGAGCUGCACAGAAGACAGGAACUUUUAUUUGCAGAUACAAGCCUGUAGCGAAUGGUGGGAAUUUCAAGCCCCUUUCAGUAUCGCACUGAGAAGCGCACCACUAUGCCAGACUCACCUGUCGAUAUAAAGACACAAUCCCGGCUAACGCCUCCGACCAUGCCACCUCCUCCCACUACGCAAGGAGCUCCACGAACAAGCUCGUUCACACCCACAACAUUAACAAACGGCACAAGUCAUUCACCAACUGCACUAAAUGGGGCUCCAUCUCCGCCAAAUGGCUUUAGCAACGGCCCUUCCUCCUCUUCCUCGUCUUCACUGGCAAAUCAGCAGUUGCCGCCAGCCUGUGGUGCACGGCAGCUUAGUAAGUUGAAACGGUUCCUCACUACAUUACAGCAGUUUGGCAAUGACAUCUCACCUGAGAUCGGAGAGAGAGUGCGCACGCUCGUGCUUGGAUUGGUGAACUCUACAUUGACAAUUGAAGAAUUUCAUUCAAAACUACAAGAAGCUACAAAUUUCCCACUGCGACCCUUUGUCAUCCCAUUUUUGAAGGCCAAUCUGCCCCUGUUACAGCGGGAGCUUCUGCACUGCGCAAGGCUGGCCAAGCAGAACCCAGCCCAGUACCUCGCUCAGCAUGAGCAGCUGCUUCUGGAUGCCAGCACCACCUCACCUGUUGACUCCUCAGAGUUGCUUCUCGAUGUGAACGAAAACGGAAAGAGGAGAACUCCAGAUAGAACCAAAGAAAAUGGCUUUGACAGAGAGCCUUUGCACUCAGAGCAUCCAAGCAAGCGGCCGUGCACUAUAAGUCCUGGCCAGCGGUACAGUCCAAAUAAUGGCUUAUCUUACCAACCCAAUGGUCUGCCUCACCCUACCCCACCACCACCUCAACAUUAUCGUUUGGACGAUAUGGCCAUUGCCCACCACUACAGGGACUCGUAUAGACACCCCAACCACAGAGACCUCAGGGACAGAAACAGACCUAUGGGGUUACACGGAACGCGUCAGGAAGAAAUGAUUGACCAUAGAUUGACAGACAGAGAAUGGGCAGAAGAAUGGAAGCACCUUGAUCAUCUGUUGAACUGCAUAAUGGAUAUGGUAGAAAAAACGCGGCGAUCUCUCACUGUGCUACGACGGUGUCAGGAGGCUGACCGAGAGGAGCUUAAUUACUGGAUCAGGCGGUACAGUGAUGCAGAGGAUUUGAAAAAAGGUAGCAGCAGCAACAGCCAUUCUCGACAGCAAAGUCCUGUGAAUCCAGAUCCUGUCCCCAUAGAACCACAUCGAGAAUUCCUCCACAGGCCUGCUUCUGGAUACGUGCCAGAGGAAAUCUGGAAAAAAGCUGAGGAAGCGGUUAAUGAAGUAAAACGGCAAGCUAUGGCAGAGUUACAGAAGGCAGUGUCUGAAGCAGAAAGAAAAGCCCAUGAAAUGAUCACCACAGAACGAGCAAAAAUGGAACGGACUGUCGCAGAAGCAAAACGCCAGGCCGCAGAGGACGCACUUACUGUCAUCAAUCAACAGGAGGAUUCUAGCGAGAGCUGUUGGAAUUGUGGUCGGAAAGCCAGUGAAACCUGCAGUGGAUGCAACACUGCCCGUUACUGUGGGUCAUUUUGUCAGCACAAAGACUGGGAAAAACAUCACCAUAUUUGUGGACAGACUCUUCAAACCCAACAGCAGGGGGAGACACCAGCAGUAAGCUCCUCUGUCACACCCAGCAGUGGUGCUGGAAGCCCAAUUGACACACCACCAGCAGCUACUCCGCGAUCUUCUACCCCUGGUACUCCAUCGGCCAUAGAGACAGCUGCCCGCUAAAAAGCAAAACAAAACAAAAACUGAAUUGUUGAAUACUUUAAAGACACAAUGAAACUAAAUCCUCAUUCUCAGAUGUUCAAAGAUUUUAACUGAACUAUCAUAAAUCAAAACUACAAUUAGAGUGGACUUCUUUUAUCUUGAGGUAGCCGUAAAAUACAGAAGGCCAGUAACGGGUCACUAUGACUUCUAAUGGAAAACAAAGAUAUCUUUUUCUUUAGAAAACUAAAAGAGUACAAAGAAUAUAACAAAAAAUACAAAAAAACAAACAAAUGCUAGAUUUGACCUCCUCCCUGGUAUUUUUAAGUAGCUGGGAUUUUAAACUAGAUGACCUCAUUAACGAAUGCUUUAACGAACAGCAAACCAAGAGAUUGCUAAUUGCUGUUGAAAGCAAAAAUGCUAAUAAAAAAAAAUUCACAUUGUUUUUUAUAGCAAUGAUGGAAAAAAUGAAAGAAAACCCCUCAAGGGCAUGAGCAUUGCAUACAGCAGUAGACAUUUUAACAAGAAGAUGAAUGGCGUCCAUGGGUAACUGAACUUUAAAGACCCGCUAAAAAAAAUAAAAAUGUGCAGAUGUACAGCAGAUUGGAAGGAAACACAGAUGUUCAAUUUUUUUUUCUGUUUCUGAAAUAAAUUUAAUAAUAUCCAGGUCAACAGAAUGAAAAAUGAAAGAUGAUUUGCAGUGGGAUAAAUGACUACAGCAGCAAAAGGAAUUCAAAUAUAUAAUAUUGCCAUAAUGCAAAAAGAAAUGAACUCAUUCGACAGUUAAUUAGCAACCUGGCAGUCUCGACAUUUGCCCUAGCAAAUCUUUCGAUGUUUCUUCACUUUUGCAAGAUUCCACACAGGAAGACAAUCGGGUCUUUUCCAACUCAAUAGAUUUUUUUUUAUUAUUAUUAUUAUUAUUGGAAAAUAUUAAAAAAAUACAACACAAAUCAAAGAACAGUAAACACAGUGUCAGCAGCUCCAACCCUCUUUGAUUGUUUUCCAUCCUAUUCUUUUUGGAAAAGUUCAUGAAAAACAAACAAAAAAAAAUAGUAGUUCUCUUGGUGUUAAAAAAAACACUCAUGUCCUGUGAGUUUCCCAAUGGUGUUUUUCUUGUAAAUGUGUUGGACAAAUGUGAAAAUGCAUUGUAGUUUUAUCAUCGCCCACAUUUAAUCUCUUUAUUCUUAGCUGGUGACAAACCUGUAACUUUCUAUGCUGCUUUUAUAUCUGUAUAUGUUAGUGACAAUUCUCUAGUAGUACAAAA